This is a messenger RNA of Diceros bicornis minor, 1881 nucleotides long. Its product is annotated as FRAS1-related extracellular matrix protein 2-like. NCBI's taxonomy places the organism in Eukaryota, Metazoa, Chordata, Mammalia, Perissodactyla, Rhinocerotidae. Gene Ontology annotation, cellular component: membrane. Gene Ontology annotation, biological process: cell communication. Bases 1 to 1866 code for a protein of 621 amino acids. The transcript is spliced from 10 exons. The record is from RefSeq and is a predicted model, not a curated record.
AUGGACUUUGAAGAACGCCCAAAUAGUGAGAUCGCCAUCAUCACAUUCCUCCCUGGUGAGACGGAAAAGCCUUGUAUCCUUGAGCUGCUGGAGGAUGUACUGUAUGAGGAGGUAGAGGAGCUCCGCCUGGUUCUCGGCACUCCACAAAGCAACUCUCCCUUUGGGGCUACAGUUGGUGAACAAAAUGAAACUCUGAUAAGGAUCCGAGAUGAUGCUGAUAAGACAAUUAUUAAAUUUGGAGAAACCAAAUUUAGCGUCAGUGAACCCAGAGAACCAGGACAGUCGGUGGUUAGAAAAAUUCCCGUGAUUCGCCAAGGAGACACCUCAAAGGUUUCCAUCGUGAGAGUCCACACCAAGGAUGGCUCAGCCACUUCUGGAGAAGACUAUCACCCUGUGUCGGAAGAAAUUGAAUUUAAGGAGGGAGAAACCCAGCACGUUGUUGAAACUGAAGUAAUGUUUGAUGGGAUAAGAGAGAUGAGAGAGUCCUUCACUGUUCACCUAAAACCCGAUGAAAAUAUGAUAGCAGAGACACAGAUGACCAAAGCCAUUGUGUAUAUAGAAGAAAUGAACAGCAUGGCAGAUGUCACUUCUCCUUCUGUCCCUCAAAUUGUGUCCUUACUGAUGUAUGAUGACACUUCCAGAGCUAAAGAGAGUGCUGGACCUGUGUCUGGCUAUCCUGUCGUCUGUAUCACAGCUUGCAACCCUAAAUAUUCAGACUAUGACAAAACAGGCUCUAUUUGUGCAAGUGAGAACAUCAAUGACACAUCGACGCGGUACCGAUGGCUGAUUAGUGCACCCGCUGGCCCUGAUGGUGUGACCAGCCCCAUGAGAGAAGUGGACUUUGACACCUUUUUUACGUCAUCCAAGAUGAUCACUUUAGACUCCAUAUACUUUCAGCCUGGCUCCAGGGUGCAGUGUGUGGCUCGUGCCGUGAAUGCCAAUGGCAAUGAGGGCCUGGAGCUGAUGAGUCCUAUUGUAACCAUUGGCAAAGAAGAAGGUCUUUGUCAGCCCCGGGUGCCAGGGAUAGUGGGAGCAGAGCCAUUCUCAGCUAAAUUGCGCUACACGGGCCCCGAGGACCCAGACUACGCAAACCUUAUCAAGCUCACUGUCACGAUGCCACACAUAGACGGCAUGCUCCCUGUGAUCUCCACCAAAGAGCUUUCCAACUUUGAGCUCACCCUCAGGCCCGAUGGCACGAGGGUUGGAAACCACAAGUGCUCCAACCUCCUGGAUUAUACUGAAGUGAAGACCCACCACGGUUUCUUGACUGAUGCUACAAAAAAUCCAGAAAUAGUUGGAGAGAUGUAUCCUUACCAGUACAGCUCAUCUAUCAGAGGUUCCAAUACCUUACGCUUCUACCGAAACCUGAACUUAGAGGCCUGCUUAUGGGAGUUUGUUAGCUGCUAUGACAUGUCGGAACUUCUUACUGACUGUGGAGGCACCAUUGGAACAGAUGGGCAGGUCCUAAAUUUAGUGCAGUCCUAUGUGACUCUUCGAGUCCCUCUGUACGUUUCCUACGUGUUCCAUUCCCCCGUUGGGGUAGGAGGCUGGCAGCAUUUUGACUUGAAGUCAGAGCUGCGUCUCACGUUUGUGUAUGACACUGCCAUCUUGUGGAAUGAUGGAAUUGGCAGCCCACCGGAAGCCGAACUCCAAGGUUCUCUCUAUCCAACCGGCAUGCGCAUCGGGGAAGAGGGGCGCUCAGUCGUGAACUUCAAGACGGAGGCUCAAUUCCAUGGCUUGUUUGUGCUCUCACAUCCCGGUAAGCCCCGUUAUCCAUUGAUAGCCACUCCCCAUACAACAACAAUAUACUUUUUCCAUAUUCACACAUGCUUCAGCAUGCUUCCCUAUGAGCGUAGAAGCCCUUAAUUUUAAAUGAAUUGU